Thalassophryne amazonica is the source of this 1141-nucleotide messenger RNA. RefSeq names its product apoptosis, caspase activation inhibitor (gene aven). Lineage: Eukaryota; Metazoa; Chordata; Actinopteri; Batrachoidiformes; Batrachoididae. The record is from RefSeq and is a predicted model, not a curated record. The coding region runs from base 27 to 1007 and encodes 326 amino acids. The transcript has 7 exons. Gene Ontology annotation, biological process: negative regulation of G2/M transition of mitotic cell cycle.
UGUAACACACUGAGUUCAGCAGCAUCAUGUGUCCGGCGGCUCAGUCUGCUGCUGUUUGUAUGGAGUUCCGAGCAACCAGAGGCCGCGGCGGCGGCUGGAAACGAGGCGGCCGCGGCGUCACUGACGGUGACGGCGAGCACCGGGACCGAGGAGGCCGAGGCUGCUAUCACCGCGGACGCGGAAAAAGACCGCAGCACCAGGGCCGCGGACGCGGAAAAAGACCGCAGCACCAGGGCCGCGGACGCGGAGGAGGCCCGCAUGUAGCGGAUCUCAGUCACCAGGAUCAAGAUGAAGAGGACAGCUUUGAGCCAGAGGAUGAGGGGAUGGAGACAUUCUCCAGGAGGAAGCUGGAGUCAAACUGGGGCCGCUAUGUGGAGUCGGAGAAGGCGGAGUCUGCAGACAUGCCCACACAGAGGGGGACAGACUUCCACGUCUUGCUUGAGACAGCAGGUGAUUCUUUCACUCAGUUCCGUUUGUCAGACGAGAAGGACUGGGACACGGACUCGUUUGAAGCCAGUCAGAUGUCGGCUGUGUUUCUGGACCUGGUGGAGCUCACGAAGUGCCUUCGACACCUCCCCCUCCACCAGAGACUGGACCUGGAGCCCGAGCUGGUCCAGGUUUCCACACCGAUAGAUCUUCCCGCUAUGAACGUUGCACCAAAACAGGACACGCACAAAUUAGCUGUCCAUGCUCCACCCACCGCAACAUUGAAAGAACUUGAUGCCAGAAGAGUUGCCGUGGCAACAAACCCAGCACCAGGCUUGGAUGUGGGGCUUCAGGAUGUCGACGAGGAACUGGAUCAGUUGCUCAGUUUGCAGAAACCCGUCUCAGAAAACCAGUUUGUCCAAACCGAAGAUGAAAAUCUGCUUCCAGUGAAAUUGGAGUCUGAGGAUGUCACCACAGAGGAUAAGACUGAGGAGGUAGUUGAAACUGUAGCGCCUCCUCUGGUCAGACAGCAAGUGACGGAGGAGGAUCUGGAGGACUGGUUGGACAGUAUGAUCUCCUGACCCGCCGCAGUCCAUCAAGACCAGAGGAAUGAAGAACUUCCUGAAGAAGUUGAAGGCCACCACAGUGUAGAGAUAGACGACCACGGCCAGCAGACCCACCGUCAGCACGAGCUGAGAGAGAAAAUCAGAGCCAC